Messenger RNA from Pteronotus mesoamericanus, 1119 nucleotides. It is a transcript of the gene TMEM271, whose product is annotated as transmembrane protein 271. The transcript has a single exon. The coding region runs from base 1 to 1119 and encodes 372 amino acids. The record is from RefSeq and is a predicted model, not a curated record. NCBI's taxonomy places the organism in Eukaryota, Metazoa, Chordata, Mammalia, Chiroptera, Mormoopidae.
AUGAAGUGGAGCGUCCGCGGGGCCUGCGCCGCGCUCUCCUCCUGCCUCCUGCUCGCCUGCGCGCUCAGCGCCGCCGCCGUCGGCCUUAAGUGCUUCUCGCUGGGCUCGGAGCUCCGGGGGGAGCCGUUCCGGCUCGGGGCGGCCGCCGGCGCCUUCUAUUCAGGGCUGCUGCUGGCCGCCGGCCUCUCGCUGCUCGGCGCCGCCCUGCUCUGCUGCGGGCCCCGGGACGCGCCCCUCGCAGGGCCGGGGUCGGGCCAGGGGCUCGGGGUCCCCGCAGCCCCGGGAGGCUCUCCGGAGGCUGCGCCGGGCGAGCCCGGGGCCGCAGUCGGGGCCCCCGGGCCGGUGAACAGCCAGAACCUUCUCCUGCUCGGCGUCCUCGUCUUUAUGCUCGGCGUCCUCAGCGCCUUCGCGGGCGCCGUGAUCGACGGCGACACCGUGUCCCUAGUGGAGCGCAAGUACUCCCACUACUGCCUGCCUCCGCGCGCGUCGGCCGCGGCUCCCGGCCCCGCGGCUGCCGCCCCCGGCCCGGCGCCCAGCGCGCCGCGCGCCCGCAGCACCCUGGACAGCGCCACGUCCGCCAAGUGCCGGCAGCUGAAAGACUACCAGCGCGGCCUGGUGCUGUCCACAGUCUUCAACUCGCUGGAGUGCCUCCUGGGCCUGCUCAGCCUCCUGCUGGUCAAGAACUACAGGUCGUCACAGGCCCGGCGCGGCCGGCGCGGCCGGCGGAGGAGCAGUCGGGCCCUGGCGCGGCCGCGCGGCGGCCCGGGGCUCCGCGUGCAGCUGCCAGCCUCACGAGUGCGGCGGGGCCGGCGGGGCCGGCGGGGCCGGCGGCUGCAGCCGCGUCCGAGCGAGGCUUCCAUCCUGUCUCCGGAGGAGUCGGACUUCGCCGCCCCGGGGGACUGCGUGGGAUUUGCGGCGCACCACGCCGUCUCCUACAUCAACGUGGGCGUCUUCCACGCGUCGGACGAAGCCGGCGUGGAGGUGUGCUGCGGCGGGCACCCGUCCGUGGAGCUGCCGGGGUACGCGCCCUCGGACCCCGACCUCAACGCCUCCUACCCCUACUGCUGCCGGCCGCCCUGCGAGGCGGCACGCCCGUGGGAGCCGAGCCGGGCCUGCUGA